AAAUGAGCCCCCCUUUUUAAAUCAUAUAAUUAAUYUUUAGCACUUCCUUAGUAAUUCUGUGCAGUUUGAAAGGAAUUUGACCAAAGGAACAUGUUUUUUUUGCGCUUUGAAAUCCGGUAAUAUGGCUAAAAUUGUGCGACAAAUUUCGCGCGGCCUAAUUAGUAUGCGUGACGUCAAGGGGUUUGAUGUCUCUACUAACUAUACUAAACAUGGCGGACGACACUACGAAACUGGUUCGUCGUGGAGGUAAAUAUUGUGUGGCUGGAGGCCCUGGCAGUGUCAGUUGUACCAAUACAACUUACACACCAGGUAUCUCGAUGCAUCGUUUUCCUGUUAGUGAAUCUCAAAAAGCGAAGUGGGUGAGAUUUGUUCGUAAACAUAGGCCCAAGUUCUACCCAACAUCGACGUCUGCUUUGUGCUCUGCUCACUUUGAGCCUACUUGUUAUGUGAGACGCUUAGACAUUUCAGUCGAAGCAAAAUCGGAUAUACCAACAUUGAAAAGGCUGGAGAAGGAUGCAAUACCAACCGUGGAUUCUGUUGCUCCUCAAACAACAAAGUUACAAACGCCUCGAGAACGAAGACAAGUUCUUCGAAAUGCCCAUCAACCGCCUGCUCAAUCGCCGGAGGUCGAUCUCGAAACUGAUUCCGAAGCCGCCAUUGUGAACACAGAUGAUGAUACGUCAAAUUUUGUAACCCCUACCACUUGUACUUCUUCCUACUUACCUCAGACAGCUACCGUUAAUGUUGACCCUAACCCUCGAGAGUCAUGUGGAAAGUGUAUUGAGACGAAAAAGAAAUUACACAGAGUUCAAAAGGAGAACAGUCGACUUCGGGGGAAAAUCUCUCGUCUACAAACAGAAAUUAUAACGAUGAGAGAGAACCCACGGUUCGAUGUUGAGGGAGAGGGUGACACGAAUGAAAUAGACGAAGGAAAGGAAAGUGAUGGCGAGCACCUGCGACAAGAACUAGAAGAUCUAGACGAUGCCGAGAGCGAAAUUGAACCUAUGGACACAGAAGAUGUUGACUGGGCUGCUAUGGAAGAAGAUAUCAAUAAUUUAGAGGAAGAAAGCCACAAGACAACCACACAAUCAAUUGAAGUUGAACCCAACACCAAAAGCCAAAAUGAGCCAAAGUUUAUAGUCUUCCACUGUAUGCUUUUGAAGUUGUUCUCUAUGUUUUGCUUCAAGUGUCGAGGUGGGAAACCUUCUGUAGAAAUGAGAACAAAUGGAACAAUGGUAACAGUGAAGCAAGGUUGCAGUGAGUGUAAAGGGUCCUUUCAGUGGGACAGUCAGCCAACAUGCUCAUUAGGAAAAUAUCCUAUGGGAAAUGUAUUGCUGAGUUUUUCCAUCCUUAUGGCUGGUGCUUCUGUCAGUAGGGUUCUACUGGUGCUGAGACAUUUUGGUCUUACUGCGUAUUCUAUUAGGACAUAUUUUGCGCAUCAGAAGAACCUACUAUUCCCAACAAUUCUUAAACACUGGGAAAAUCAAACAACGGGAAUUGUCAAUCAAGUGAAAAAUGUGAAGGACAACUUUUGGAGUGGUGAUGGAAGAUUUGACUCCAUGGGCCAUUCUGCAAAGUUUGGGAUAUAUACAAUGUUCAACUGUAGUAUUUCCRAAGUAGUUCAUUUCCAGCUGUUACAGUCAAAUGAAGUUGGCAGCAGCCAAGCUAUGGAGUUGGAGGGAGCUAAGAGAUGCUUUGCUUUCAUGGAUGGCCUUGGACUUACCAUUACAAAUUUCAUAUCUGAUCGACAUCGAGGUAUUGCAAAGUGGAUCAGGGAAUGUCAGCCAAGUACUCAACACUAUUAUGACAUUUGGCAUAUUGCUCGAUCCCUAACAAAGAAAAUGCUCAAAGCCAGCAAAGAACAUGACUUUGAGAGUAUAAAAUAUUGGAUGAAAGCAGUAAGAAACCAUUUGUACUGGUGUGCUACGACUACCAAACUCAACUUCCAGGAGUUAAUUCUUGCCAAGUGGGAAUCCUUUAUGAGGCAUGUGAGCAACAGACACACUGAUCAUCCAUCUAAAUUAUUUACAAAGUGUGCACAUGAAACAUUGCAACCAAGGAAAUGGCUGAAAGUUGGUUCARAGGCCUAUGACAAGCUGGAGAGUAUUCUCAUGAAAAAACAAGUUCUAGCUGAUGUCAAAAAAAUGUCACCUGAGGCCCAAACAAGCUGCCUAGAGGGGUUCCAUUCUACUCUAAAUUACUGGCAUCCUAAAAUGAUUUGUUUUUCCUGGCUUGGGACAUAUUGCAGAACAAUUUUGGCUAGUCUUCAUUUUAAUGAAAACCUCCAGCGAACAACCAAGACAACAAAAGAUGGCAGACCAUAUGUCAGAGUUGUGUACCCAAAGUUUAAGCUUGGUGAAGAGAUUGUACGUGAAGUUGGAAUCCCUCCUACAUAUGUAUAUGUUGAUGAAAUUAGAGAACUUCUUUUCUCCUUGGAAUCUGAAAAGCGAAUGGAAAUGCUCAGAAAAUACCAGCCGCAAGCAYCAGAAACCCUUACUGAGUCCUUUGCUGAUAGAGUAGGAAGAGAAGCAGCAAUCCAUGUACACCAUCAACGUAAAGCAUUAAGGAUUGAACUUUUUCCUUCAGCCCAAGAACAACAAGUUCUAGAAAGUGAACAUGCCACAGUCCCUUCUAGUUCUAACCCCAACAGAAAGACUAGAACAUGCAAGAAAUGUUCUCAGCCAAUGAAAGGUCACUCACGCUCCAGAUGUCCUAUAGCCACAAGUACUAAUGAAACACCGGUCACUGCAUCUAAUUUAUGAUAUUUUUUUAAUGAUAAUAAAUAGCAAGCAAUACAUAAUAAUAAUAAGUAAUUAAUAAAUUUUUCUAGGAAACUCCAUGUAUGUUGUCAAAGACAAUGUCACAUGGUUACAUUUGCUAUUUUACACCAUAGUGCUGUGACAUUUUUUGUAGUUAUGGUUUGUAAACCUUGUAUCUCGUUGGCUUUGAAAGUUAUGAGUCUUAUAGCAAACACGAACAAUCUAACAGCUUCUUGAGGCAUAUUACUAGUCACUCCUUUCUCGUGAUCCUGCAUAUCCAUGGCAGUUGGUGCUUGGAAAUGUUGUCCUAAUAUAAUGAUACAAACAUGCUGACAAUGGUCUGCUGUUGUCCCAUCCAAGGUGGCCACACAACCAUCGUAUCAGCCACCUGUAUGCCACUGCUCUGAGGUAUCUACAAUGUGAAAUAAACAUAUUGAUUCAUAUGGGAUUGUAAGAAACCUGACCAUUGUGGAAUAUUAUCAUUACUAUUUGAUGAAAGAAGAUUUAUUUUCCACUCCUGAAGUCAAACAAUUUUUAGUGUAAAGGAUUUAUGUAAACACAGCACAUUGCAGUUCAUUUGUCACKGACUUCCAUAUGAAAAGACAUUCCCCAUGAUAUGUCAUGCACAAGAAUAAAAAAGUUAUAAUUAUAAA
Actinia tenebrosa (Australian red waratah sea anemone) is the source of this 3412-nucleotide messenger RNA. RefSeq lists its product as uncharacterized. NCBI's taxonomy places the organism in Eukaryota, Metazoa, Cnidaria, Anthozoa, Actiniaria, Actiniidae. The record is from RefSeq and is a predicted model, not a curated record.